Penicillium cataractarum is the source of this 1464-nucleotide messenger RNA. RefSeq lists its product as uncharacterized. Gene Ontology annotation, molecular function: DNA-binding transcription factor activity, RNA polymerase II-specific; zinc ion binding. Bases 1 to 1464 code for a protein of 487 amino acids. Lineage: Eukaryota; Fungi; Ascomycota; Eurotiomycetes; Eurotiales; Aspergillaceae. The transcript is spliced from 4 exons. The record is from RefSeq and is a predicted model, not a curated record. Gene Ontology annotation, biological process: regulation of DNA-templated transcription.
AUGGACUCCUAUUACACAGACAAAACUGCUACUUUUGAGCAGUCUCGGCAUGAUAGCUUGCUCGCCAUGUCCCGCUCGAUGCGGAGUUUGAAUCAGCACGAGCCUAGCCCGGCAGCGGAGAUGGAUAGCAAGAUGCGCAAUCCCCAGCGUCGUCGAGUGCCAGUGGCUUGUGGCCGAUGCCGACGACGAAAGAUCAAAUGCAGUGGAGACUCUGGCGAUGGUCAGGGCUGUUCUAACUGUCGCAAUGCUGGCAAUACAGACUGCCAGUUUUUGCGAGUCGCCUCCGCCAGCUUGAAGCUGACACCCCAAGCCAACGGCUGGCCCUAUCCUAAUCCUGGAGCGGCGGUGAUGCCUUCUCCCCGACUGGGCAUGUAUACUUCCACCACGGCAGGCAAGCCGACCUUGCUCUCCAUGAGCUCUCCCCAGGCCCGGAUGGCUGCUUUCCAACGAGCAUCCGAUUAUGACCUUGGCACCACAGACGGAUCGGUCUUCCCCGAGCGUGCAGCGGGGACGGUAGAGUCAAUGCCAUACGAGGCCGGUCAGUCCACAAGCUACAGCCAGUCACCGGCAUACAUGCACCCCAACGCCCCAGCUGGAACCCUCUUUGAUUAUGGAGGAUCUCCCUGGAGUCCUAAGAUCUGGGACUCCGUGCUGGGCGUGAGUAAACCCAGCAACGGGACCAUCUACCCUGAUCCCGAGGCAAACAACUCCAUAGCCCAAUCCCCUUUCUCCUACAUGCUUCCCAGCCAAGCUCUCUCAUCCACAGAAGGCCAACAGUCGACAACAGUCGCAAUGGCGAAUAUCUCAUCCGCCGAUCUGCCAGGCCCGGACCGAACACUUCCAACGCCAACCUGCCGCAGCCAACAGCUUCCCAGUGCAUUAUCAGGACUAGUCUUCUCGCCGACAGAAACAACAUCCAGCUUGUCCCUUCCAAUCGAAGCUAGACCAGCAUUCUGGAGCCCACGCUGUGGACCGCCUCAUGACUCCCGCAGCCCAGUCCACUCCAUCCCCAGCACUAUCCUCUUCAGCAACAGCCCUCCACCAACAACAAGAUGUCCAACAACUGCAAACCCAGAGAUAAUCUUCUCAGGCUUGCCUAUGCCCAUCACAACCGAAGAAAUCAUGUCAUCAACUCUCUCCCCAAGGACGGCGCCACCCUCAACUACUUCCACGACUGCCUCGUACGCCAUCGACGCCCACGACAACACAACAGAAACCCGUACACUCUCAUCAAACACCCCUACAACCCAAGUCCCCGUAUCAACUUCUACAGGCCGCUCUCUAACCCGCGGUAUCUACGGCCACGACCGAACAACCACCGCCCAGCGCCUCGUCGAGCUAACGACCGACUGCACACAGGAUAUCUACAGCUAUGCUAGCAGUGAGAAGAGCAAGCGCACCGGCGACGGUCGCAAUGCUGGUGCGAAUGCCCAACCCGGCGCUUUCUUUUGGGAUGCUUCAUGA